AAUUCGAGUUCAGUUACGGCGUAGCCCUCAUAUCGAACGAACCUUAAGCGACCAAACUGCCGCGAGUUAAAUAAAAAUAGUGAACAAAAUGACAAUAGUCGUUGCCACGACGGCAGCACCGCCAAAUACAAUAUAUGUGACCACCGAGAAAGGACAAGUGCCACCACAAACCAACUAUAUACCUCCGCCACAAGUCACCUAUGUUGAGGUCAACCAAAGACCGAGGCGAUAUGCCUUCAAGCAGCAAACGCACUCAGGAGCUGCAGGCACUAUGCUGUUUACCUAUGCUGGCAUGGAUAUGGCCAUGUGCCUAGGCUGGAAUUUAAAUGCAGAUGUAUCGUCCACUCGUGAAUUAGAUUAUAGCUUUUUUAUUGGAAUCAUCAUUGGAGCUCUUGUAGCAGGUCUUUCUGUUAGCUACUUGCAGAAGUGGAUUUUCUACAAUUUGGCCGGAGUUAUGUUGAUGAUUGAUGCCAUCAUCUGUGUGGCCAAUCCCACCGAAUAUGCCUCAAUGGUGGCGGCUCGCUACGUUGGCGGAGCGGGCCUUGGGUUGCUCACCGUGGUUUUCAUCAUACACAUAACGGAGGCAUCGACCAGCAAUGAGCGUGGUAGAUGGUGCGGCGUGGAGCAGUCCGGUUUAGCGUUGGGCAUUGCCAUCCAGGUGAUCCUGGACUCACAAUAUUCAAGUUAUGAUGCUCUAACUGUCACUCAGGCACAUGGCAUCUUUGGCAUUGUAUUUACCGUUUUUGCCACAUCCCUAUUGGCUUUUUCCAUCGAGUCACCCAUUUUCCUACUACGUAAAAAUAAAGAGGACAAAGCUAAAUUAUGCCAGUGGCAGCUUAUGCCUCCGGUUACAAGCACAGCAGCCUUCGAGGAGGCCUUUGCCGAGGUCAAGCGAUAUGUGGAGGAAGGCAAUAGCCAGAGUAUCGGCGUACAGCUCUCCAAAUCCGUAAUGCCCUUCAUUAAGCUGCUCUUAUGUCGGUGCCUGGUGGCAUUCACCUUCUCCCUGCCACUGAGCCAGGCAAUGCUAAUAAGCACAAUUGUUUCCGAAACAUACCUAAACUGGACCGUUGUUGUGUUUGGCCUUCUGCGCUGGAUCGCCUCCUAUUUUGCCAUAAGCCUGGUGGAUACUUUGGGACGCAAACUGACUUCGGUGCUGGGACUGGUGUGCAUGGCGGGUCUGAUGCUGGCCAUGGCGGGCAUCUUGUCGGACGGGAUGAGCAGUUUGUAUUACAUGUAUCAGAUAUGCCGCAUCUCGAUGGCCUUUCAGUUCUUCGCUGGCAUCUACGCACCCUGCACCUCGGUCUAUUUGGGCGAGGCAUUUCCCAUGCGUGUUAAGGGCUUCCUCAUUGGUCUGAUUGUGUGCAUUGAGCAGCUGAUCCACAUCAUUGUGAUAGUCACUACAGUCAAUCUGAGCAUUGACAUGUUCUACCAAUACUUUCUGGCUGUGGGAAUCAUUCUGGUGGUGAGUCUACUCAUCUUGGCGGUACUGAUGCCAGAGACAAAGAAACUAACGCUGCGGCAGGCGGGUGAACGUUUCCAACGUGUACACGAUAUCAAGUCAUACUAGGAAGGAGAUCACAUCAAUGUACAUGAAUUGUUCAAAAUACAAAUGACAAGUUUGUUUCUUCAUGCGCCGCAUCAGCUGCAGCAGCAGGCUGAAAAUAAAUGUAAAUUACUCUGCAUCCAAAUAGGAUUAAAUGUCUCAGUGUCUUAGACUAGUUUGCAGCGGAUUUCUGCCCAUGCACUUACAGCAAAUAAAGUAUAUCAUAGUCGAGCAUUUGCUCGCAGCUGUUUCA
This is a messenger RNA of Drosophila grimshawi, 1796 nucleotides long. Its product is annotated as probable metabolite transport protein CsbC. Gene Ontology annotation, cellular component: membrane. The transcript is spliced from 3 exons. Bases 89 to 1567 code for a protein of 492 amino acids. NCBI's taxonomy places the organism in Eukaryota, Metazoa, Arthropoda, Insecta, Diptera, Drosophilidae. Gene Ontology annotation, molecular function: transmembrane transporter activity. The record is from RefSeq and is a predicted model, not a curated record. Gene Ontology annotation, biological process: transmembrane transport.